Talaromyces rugulosus is the source of this 1374-nucleotide messenger RNA. RefSeq lists its product as uncharacterized. The coding region runs from base 1 to 1374 and encodes 457 amino acids. Lineage: Eukaryota; Fungi; Ascomycota; Eurotiomycetes; Eurotiales; Trichocomaceae. The record is from RefSeq and is a predicted model, not a curated record. The transcript has a single exon.
AUGGAAACCCUACAAAAAUGCUCACAAAAGUCGGAUUGUUUCCCUUUAGACAUUCUAGGUCAGCAACCGCGCAUUAAUAGGUUGUAUACGCAAAUCACACUCUGCUUUGCACUUCCCGGUAGCGGCCCGGUCACGGAGCAAAAAACCAUCAAUAUCCUAAGAAAAGGCAUUAGAGUACUGUCAUCUACUUUUCCAUGGACAGCAGGAAGGGUCAUCAAGGAAAAUGACUGUUUCCAGAUACGGCCUCUUGAGAGUUGCCCUGACAUAGUUGUCAAGGAUUGCAAACACGACGUCUCACUGCCGGACUGGGACACACUCCAAAAAGCCCAAUUUCCAUUCAGCAUGUUGAAAGAGUCAGACAUAGCACCGUACAAUACUCUUGUAUCCUCAGCUAUAACAGACUUGGACCUACCGGUGUUUAUUGUUCAGGCAAAUUUCAUUUCCGGGGGGCUCCUAUUGACAAUCAAUGGCCAGCAUGGUUCGAUGGACAUGGCGGGCCAGGGGCAGGUGAUGCAGCUUCUCACCAAGGCCAGCCGUGGGGAGCAGUUUACCGCUGCUGAAGUACGUAUUGGGAACAUGAGUCGAAGGAGUGUCAUUCCAUUACUUGAUUUCUACACGCCAGAGCCUGUUUCGGAGCCCCAAGUCGUCGAUAACAAUAGUCAGAACCAGCCUAUUCAAAAAGAAGAUAAAGAAUCGCCAAUCGUAUGGGCAUAUUUCGUCUUCUCUAGCACAUCUCUAGCCUGUCUAAAGUCGAGUGCGACUGAAACUGUACCAGGAAAUGGUUUCGUCUCCACAGACGAUGUGCUAAGUGUUUUUGUCUGGAAAGCAAUGACCCGAGCACGUCUUCCGCGUUUUACGGCGCCAAAUGUACUCAAGUCAACACUUUUUCGCAAUGUUGAUGUCCGACACCACCUUUCUAUUCCUUCUUCAUAUCCAGGACUAGUGACAAACGCAACAAUCCACACCUAUGCGAUGAACGCCGUCAUGGAUGAGCCUUUGGGUAUCCUGGCAAACGACCUUCGCUCUGCGCUUGACCUAGAAUCGUUAAAGUACAAGACCCGCAUUUUGGCAACGCAAAUCAGCACUGCUGAGAAUGCACAGAAGCCAAGUUUUGUUUCUGGUAGUGUCCCUGAAUUGGAUGUUAGACUUAGUUCAUGGGCCAAAGAGAAAUUCUACGAUCUUGACUUUGGAUUUGGAAAGCCAACAGCGGUUAGAAGACCACAGUUCAUCGUUGGGGCGAGAGAAGGGCUAGUCUAUUUCCUACCGAAGAAGCCAGACGGUGAGAUUGUGAUCGGCAUAUGCUUACGAGAGGAUGACAUGGAGCGGUUGAAAGAUGACAAGGGGUUCGCCAACUUUGGCCUAUAUAUUGGAUGA